Messenger RNA from Hypanus sabinus (Atlantic stingray), 3420 nucleotides. RefSeq names its product indoleamine 2,3-dioxygenase 1 (gene ido1). Gene Ontology annotation, biological process: 'de novo' NAD+ biosynthetic process from L-tryptophan. Gene Ontology annotation, cellular component: cytoplasm. Gene Ontology annotation, molecular function: heme binding; indoleamine 2,3-dioxygenase activity; L-tryptophan 2,3-dioxygenase activity. Lineage: Eukaryota; Metazoa; Chordata; Chondrichthyes; Myliobatiformes; Dasyatidae. Bases 214 to 1485 code for a protein of 423 amino acids. The record is from RefSeq and is a predicted model, not a curated record. The transcript is spliced from 11 exons.
ACUAGCAGUUCAGAUGAAUGUGUCAGAAAUCCUAUCUGUCUUGUCGUCCGUCUUUCAUUAGCUCAAUUCUAUGCAAUGGAAUGUGCCUAAACUUGCACUUUAAUCUUCCGCACACAGGAAUGGAUGGUAGGGGGUCACCAUGAGGUGAAAGGCUGACUUUCUGUCCAGUACUUACCGUGAGAAGAAUCAGGUUUAAAAUCACCAGCAUACGUCAUGAAAGGUUUCACCAGGACAUUGCAGUCAUGGAGAAACAGUAUCGGAGCAACUGGAAUCCCUCAAUACUGGCUGAUUAUUGUUGGACACUUAAGUGAGAAACCUCAGACACUGAGUAAAAAUUAUGAGCUCCCGAAAUUCUACCAGCCGUGGAUGGACAUUGCGAACAAUUUGCCUCGGUUGAUUGAACUUCAGCAGCUUCGUCACGAAGUGAAUAAAAUGGAGCUUCUGGACACACAUCUACUCAUUGGGCAUAAACAGCUGCGGCUGGCUCACCUGGCCUUGAGCUUCAUUACGAUGGGCUACGUGUGGCAGGAGGGAGAGCAAAACAGCGCAAAGGUGCUGCCCAAGAACCUUGUGGUGCCCUUUUGCAAAGUAUCUGAAAUCAUUGGACUGCCACCAAUCUUAGUUCAUGCUGACUGUGUUUUAUCAAAUUGGAAGAAAAAGGAUCCCAACAGGGGCAUGGAGUUAAGAAAUUUGGACACGAUCUUCACCUUACCUGGAGGAAGCAGCUUGAAGGGAUUUUUUCUGGUAACAUUACAGGUGGAAUUGGCAGCUGUACAAGGCAUCAAGGCUAUUGCCACAGCAACUGAAGCAGUUUGGAAGCAUGAAGAGGAUUCCAUUAAAAGUGCUUUGCAAGAUGUGGCUGCAUCGAUCAAAAAGAUGAACCAGGCCUUCAGGAAGAUGGAUGAGCAUGUCGACCCUGCUGUAUUUUAUGGAAUCAUUCGCCUCUUUCUGUCUGGGUGGAAGGAUAACCCAGCUGUUCCGGAUGGGCUGCUGUACGAGGGAGUGUGGGAGAAUCCAAGGCAAUUCUCAGGGGGAAGUGCAGCCCAAAGCUCGUCGCUCCAGUCCUUCGAUGAGUUUUUGGGAGUACGUCACAAAGAGCAAAGUGCGGCAUUCCUCCACCGGAUGAGGGAUUACAUGCCACCGGCACACAAGGCAUUUAUCCAAGCCAUUGCCUCAGGCCCAUCCGUGCGAGAGUACAUCAUCUUACACCAGAGCCCCAGUCUCCGAGACGGAUACAAUGAAUGCAUACAGGCCCUCGUUAGUCUCAGGAGCUACCACAUCACAGUGGUCACUCGGUACAUCACGAUCCUGGCCUCCGGAGCGAAAGCAAAGAAGGGCAAGAUCAGAUGCACGCCUGAUAUCUUACAGAAAGCUCCAACGUCCCUGGAAGAGCGGGGGACUGGCGGCUCGAUAAUUAUGUCUCUGCUGAAAAGUGCACGGGACGCGACUAAAGAAAUGAUGAUCAAAGAAAGAGAACAGCAGUGAUUGAAGAUAACUAUUGCUUGUGGUAACUCAGAAGGAUUAUUUACAGAUAUAGCUGUGCAAUGCUUGGUGCAAACACUGUGAAUUAUCAAGUACUUAGAAAAUACUAACUGCCAGUGAGUCUGGCUAACUUUCCAAUGAUUAAACUGAAACACUGUAUCACUUCUUGCAGCUACUUCAAAAGCUCGUUGUCUUGUCAUUGAAGAUAGUUAAAUCUAUUUCCUACCCUGUGAUCAUUCUUAAGUUUCCCGGAUGCUUUUCUUUGUUGCAUUGGAUGCAUUGCUCUUGCUCCAAUCAAUGCAAUGGGCAAAUUGCGAUCCAUAUGUCCUGCAUUGUCGCAAUUGCCUCCUUGCACUACUGCUCAGGACUGCAGCAGUCUGCUGCGGUUCCGUGCAUUCUGCCAGCACUGCUUGCUGGGCCGCUGCACAGAUCUGAGCGGCGACUUGACAUCCGACGGCAGAAUAUAAGGCCCGCCCAUGAGCCUCUGAUGCCUCUCUGACAGCAGGUGGUCUGAGACAUUUAGAGACAACUGGAAAAAUGUAAAUAAAGUUCAUGGAAGUAUGAAAUAAAACACAUUUUAAAAGCACAUUGAGCUGCUGUUAUUUAAUUAAAAAUCUGAUAUAUUCCAUUGAUUUAAAUAUUUCCUUGUGGUAUUGGAGGUCCUUCAGCCCCUGAAGGUCUCUGCCAGACCCAGUACAAUCCAUGAGAUUAAUUCCCCCUCCUCUUCUCUCUCACAUGUCCAUUUCCUCUCCCUUGAUGAUCCUACCAUGAACCAAUUUACUGAUGAAACGGGAGGAUGCUUUCCGGACGUGAGGGGGAAUGGAAGUGGUCACAGACCAAGCGGAGGCCAGGAUUGAACUUGCGUCAGCGACUCCAUCUGUGGUGCCUCAGUGUAGCAGAGGUUAUAGUUCUACAGUAGAACUAUACUAGAGCAUCAGCCCAUGUGUUUACACAUCCCCAAUGUGGGACUUGAUUCCUAACUCUGCAGUUUGAAGAGGUUGUGCUAUGAAUAGAUCCAUGAUAAAUAAAGCAAUAACCUUCCCUUUCAAAUAAAGUCUAAUGACCCCAUUCAAACAAUGGCAGUCGUAAAACUGGCACAGAGUGUAUCCUUUGGCUCAGCAUCUACCGCUUGCUCCAUCCCAGAGUCAUUGGAGAGUGAGGGAUGGAGCAAAGAGUUAGAUGUGCAAUAACUCCAGUGCAUUCCCAAAUUCCAAGUAGGAGCACUCAGGAAUAAUAGCAAAUAAUAAUAACAGCUUAUUUAUACAGUACUUUUCAUACAAAGGAUGUAGUUGAGUGCUUUACAGUGGGGUAAAGUACAAACAUGAAAAUAAAAGGUAAGUUGUUGGUUAAAAGCUAGUUAGUUAAAUAAAUGGGCUUUGAGCAGUUUUUUUUUUAAGAGUCUACAUCCCUUAUAGUUUGAGGUGUUGAAUUCCACAGUUUAGGAGGGUAGUUCUACACAGCUGACCUGCCAAUUAUUUUUUAAACCUAAGAGACAGGCAGAAGAAGACCUAGUUGCUCAAGCAGGAUUACAAAGCAAAAAUGGUUCUGCGAUAGACUCUGGUCCCGGACCAUUAAGAGCUUAAAAAACAAGAGAACUUUAAAAUCAAUUCCAAAAGAUAUAGGAAGCUGAUGCUGACUAGCUAGGACUUUGAGAGAACUGCCAGCCAUCUAGGAGCACAUUCUAGCCGAAUAAAAGCAGAGUAAUACAGUAGGAAAGCAACACACACAAACUCAUUUGUAAGAAGAAAAUAUUUUAAAGCAUACUUUUGUUCAGCCCAUGUUAAAGUACGAGUUAAAAUAUUUAUUUAAGAAACGACACAUCUCAGGAUUUGAAUUCCUUUGAAAUCCCACUUUAAAUGUAAUAAUUUGAGCAUUCACUUUGCUGUCAUCUUGUAAGUGGUCGGAUUUGUAAUGUGCAAUAAAAGCUCUGCUUAACGG